AUGGCACUCGCCCGAAGGACCCCGAUUCUGCUCGCCCCAGGGCCGACGGAAAUAGACCCUAGAGUCCUGAAGUCGAUGGGCGCGGUUGCAGAGUCACACUUCGCCCAACCCUUUUGCAAUACCUUCGGCGAUGUAUUGACAAUGCUUCGCGUACUAUUCCAAAGCGAAGAUCCCAAUGCACAGCCAUUUGUUAUUGGAGGGAGUGGCACCUUGGGGUGGGACUUUGUUGCCACGAACUUCAUCGAACCGGGAGAAGCAGUCCUUUGUCUCAGCACCGGAUACUUUUCCGAUGGGUUCGAGAUGUGUCUCUCCACCUACGGAGCUCGAACAACAAGAAUGGCAGUCCCCAUUGGGACCGCACCCGAUAUUUCCAAAAUCGAGGAGGCUCUGAGAGCAGUACGAUACAAAGCCUUGGUUGUCGCUCAUGUCGACACGUCGACCGGAGUUCUGGUCCCGUUGAAGCCUCUCUCGGACCUUCUCAACCGUGUCUCCCCUGAUACACUGUUCAUUGUCGAUGGCGUUGCCAGCGUUGCAUGCGAAGAUCUUCGAUUUACUGCCUGGGGGGUUGAUGUCGUUGCAACUGGCUCACAGAAGGCAAUUGGUUGUCCUCCUGGUCUCAGCAUUCUCAUGGUGUCCCCACGUGCACUGAAAGUGGCGAAGACAAGGAAAGCACCCCCUAGUACCUGGUAUGCCAGUUUGACACGGUGGUUGCCGAUAAUGGAGAACUACGAAAGGAAGCAAUCGAGUUACUUUGCCACGCCUCCAACUCAAAUCAUUCACGCCCUCCACACCUCGCUGACCGUGAUGCUAUCACGUCCUCUCGAGGAAAGAUUCAGGCUACACAAAGAAACAAGCGCACGGGUGAAAGCAGUAGUUGAAGAGCUGGGCCUCAAACAGGUAGCUACACAUACAGAACACCAAGCCAAUGGCCUUACGGCAUUUUGGCUUCCUGAUGGGCUGACGUCGAAAGCUUUCCUUUCCAAAGUCUCCGCCAAAGGCAUUACUUUCGUGGGUGGAAUGCAAAAGGAGGUUGGUCACAUGUACGUCAGAUUCGGCCACAUGGGUUAUAGCGCCGUGAGUAAAGAAGAAGGUCAUAUUGAUAAGGGAAUCAAGACGUUGAGAGAAGUGAUGAUGGAGUUCUAUGCUGGAAGGAGCAAUGAUUCGGGUUUUGCAUACGAAGGGACAUUCACUGGACCAGCUCGCGCGUCCCUAUAA
Molecule: messenger RNA, 1215 nt
Organism: Exophiala aquamarina CBS 119918
Lineage: Eukaryota; Fungi; Ascomycota; Eurotiomycetes; Chaetothyriales; Herpotrichiellaceae
Exons: 1
Coding region: 1-1215 (404 amino acids)
Cellular component (GO): peroxisome
Molecular function (GO): L-alanine:glyoxylate transaminase activity; L-serine:pyruvate transaminase activity
Source: RefSeq, a predicted model, not a curated record